CUGGGGAAGGGUGGAAGCACCGGAAGCUGCAGAAUUAGCCCUUGGUAAGUUGGAAGACUGUGUGGAGACCUUCAGGAGCCGUGUAGCGGCUGGCAUUGUAGGGUCUCUUUUCAUCAAGAUAGUGGAAAAUGUUACACAGGAGAAAGAGAGUUUUAUCGAGGGAUGUAGGCGGGAGAGAGACACACUUCAGCAUCGCUUGGAGGAGCUGGGCGAUAACCUAUGGGAUGCUGUUAAAGAGAGACAGUUACUGAAAAGGCAGCUCACACUCCUAGAAGAUUCCUUAGCAGCAGCGAGGGGGGAGAUGGCAGGAAAAGCCAGGUUGCAGGAGGCCUUGGGGGUGUUCACGAAAGUAGUGUCUUCAGCCCUGGAAAUGGUGGAGGAGGAGCCAUGGGUGGAGCAGCCCAAGGGAGAAGAGGAGGAGGCGGGGCCAUUGACAGAUCUGCUACCCAGGCCACCACCAGAGGUACCAUCUUCUCCUGUUUUAAAGGCUCGCCCGGCUGUACUUAAGAAAAUAAAAACGAAACAACUGCGGGCUCCUCAGGGUGAGGAGCAGCACCCUCCCUAGGUUGUGGAGCAUUCCAUGCUCUGUCCCUAUACCCAGGAUGAGCUGGUGGACAUAGGCGUCCGGUAUAGGCAGAGGACAUCGGAAUCUCUGCCUACAUGGCUUUUGUGUCUCUGGGAUAUGGGGAUGGAAAACAUUGUUGUGUUGGGUACUGAGAUGAGUAGAAUGGCUUCCCUGACGACUCACCCUUCCCUCCGGCAGUGGUUGCAAAAUGCCCAUCACGCCUCAGGGAAUCAGACACGCCUGGAAUGGCUGACAGCUGCCAUCAGGAUAGUUUGGCCUAAUCUUAUGCAGAGCUCCAACGGGCUCAGCAACAGCCUCACCAAGGACUCCAUGAAUAUCAAAGCCCAUAUCCGCAUGUUGCUAGAGGGGCUUAGAGAACUACAAGGUAUGCAAAAUUUCCCAGAGAACCCUCACUAUUGACUUCUCCCUCUCCCCAGAUAUUAAAGAGCCUGAAUGCCAUUGA
This is a messenger RNA of Manis pentadactyla (Chinese pangolin), 1028 nucleotides long. RefSeq names its product ubiquitously expressed prefoldin like chaperone (gene UXT). The record is from RefSeq and is a predicted model, not a curated record. The coding region runs from base 581 to 985 and encodes 134 amino acids. Gene Ontology annotation, biological process: negative regulation of transcription by RNA polymerase II. Lineage: Eukaryota; Metazoa; Chordata; Mammalia; Pholidota; Manidae. The transcript has 3 exons. Gene Ontology annotation, molecular function: transcription corepressor activity.